Molecule: messenger RNA, 384 nt
Organism: Babjeviella inositovora NRRL Y-12698
Lineage: Eukaryota; Fungi; Ascomycota; Pichiomycetes; Serinales
Exons: 1
Coding region: 100-309 (69 amino acids)
Source: RefSeq, a predicted model, not a curated record
CUCAAAAAAUUACCCCUAUUUCCUCCUUUUGGCUCGCAGUUAGUUGGAGUACGUACGGUUGUAGGUCUGGAAACCUUGAUCGGUCUUUAUAGCUAUCAGAUGUUAGUAGCAUUCUCAUGCGAAGCAGUCGCCUCUCCUGGAAGUUUCGGUAAACCCGGCCAUAAUAGACAACAAAAGCGUAAGCCAGUACAUACCAUGUCCGUGAGCACCCAUUUUGUGUAUGUGUAUAUUGGUUGGCAAUGGUUGGAACUUCCUACUGUCUCCUAUAGUCUUUUUUUCCUGUUACCAUCUGAGAUUGGUGCUAGUUAAUUGGUUUAGGGCCGUACACGUGUGUUUUGAUUUAUGCACGACCCAGCAGCGCUCACUUAGUCUCAGCGUAUUACG